AUGGUCAAACUCUUGGCCCAAACGGUGACGAGCGGUGGCGACCACUCGACCGCCCAAUUGGCCCUCAACUGCAUUCUCAUGAUCUCGUGCGCGGCCACCGAUCGCCAGUACGACCCACUCCUGUGUGAGGCCAUCAUCAACGAGACCCAGUUCAUAGUGCACACCAUAUCCGACAUCAUCACCGGUCACCGCGACCACCAAUACUUUGGCAUUUUGGUCAAUCUAACCCGAUAUGAGCACAGCGUCCACGAGGUCCACAAACUCUGUCCCAAAGACUUCUUACGCAAACUCAUGACUCUGUUGGACGCCAAUGAGUUGGUGUCGGCGCUCAUCACAAACCUCAGCCAAUUAGAGGAUGUCCGGCAAGCGAUUGUGGCGGACGGGCGCGCCGUUUGUCAGCUCUUCGACGCCUACGAGCGCUCGAAGAGCCCGUCCGUCCGCAACGCCAUCGUCUGUAUCGUCAGGAACUGCUGCUUCGACACAGACCUACACCAGAGGCUGUUGGCCGCAGACAGCGAACUGCUCGUCAAACUCGUGACACCAGUCGCCGGUCCCGAAGAGCUGACCGCUGAGGACAACCAGAAACUGCCCAUUGAUUUGCAGUACUUGGGCUCCGAUAAGACGCGCGAAGAGGACCCGGAGAUCCGGAAGCUGUUGAUGGAGUCGCUGCUGAUGUUGUGCUCGACUCGGUUCGGGAGGGAAGCGAUCCGUGAGACGAAUAUCUAUAUAGUUCUUCGCGAAUACCAUAAGUGGGAGAAAGUGCGCGAAGUGCAGAAGGCGUGCGAAGACGUGGUCGACAUUAUCAUCAAAACCGAGGACGAGAUCGAGGCCGACGACCUCCGGAAGGUCGACAUUCCCGACGAUCUCAUCGAGCGGUUCAACCAAAUGGACAAAGAGCUGGUCAAAGAAGACGAAGACGAUUGA
This is a messenger RNA of Oppiella nova, 924 nucleotides long. Lineage: Eukaryota; Metazoa; Arthropoda; Arachnida; Sarcoptiformes; Oppiidae. The record is from the annotation of a GenBank genome assembly.